Molecule: messenger RNA, 1893 nt
Organism: Cylicocyclus nassatus
Lineage: Eukaryota; Metazoa; Nematoda; Chromadorea; Rhabditida; Strongylidae
Source: the annotation of a GenBank genome assembly
CAGGUAAAAAAUGUCAGCAGCACCAGCUGCAAUUCCAGCGCUUUCGGGCAAGGAAUCAUCUUUUAAGGAUAAGGACAAGCCCGAGAGUGUUCGCAACAGCAACAUUGUUGCUGCAAAAGCUGUAGCAGAUGCUGUGCGAACAUCACUUGGCCCUCGUGGUAUGGAUAAGAUGAUUCAGUCUGGCAAUGGAGAUGUUACUAUCACCAACGAUGGUGCCACGAUUCUUAAUCAAAUGAGCGUCGUGCAUCCUACCGCAAAAAUGCUCGUUGAGCUUUCGAAAGCUCAGGACAUCGAAGCGGGUGAUGGCACUACGACAGUCGUUGUAAUAGCUGGAGCAUUGCUGGAUGCUGCGCAGACGCUUUUGCAGAAAGGCAUCCACCCCACAACCAUUUCGGACUCAUUCCAAGCAGCUGCGCUAGAAGCCGAGAAGAUUCUUGAAGGAAUGAGCUCGCCUGUUGAUCUCUCAAACGACGAACUGCUUGUUAAGAUGGCCACAACGUCACUCAAUUCAAAGGUGGUAUCUCAGCAUUCAUGGCUUCUGGCUCCCAUGGCUGUCAAUGCUGUUAAACGCAUAAUCGACCCAGCUAAGGACACUUCUGUGAAUCUAAAAAUGAUCAAGAUUAUCAAGAAAAUGGGAGACACUGUUGAGGAGUCGGAAAUGAUUGACGGAGCACUGAUUGACCAGAAAACUAUGGGUCGUGGUGGCCCGACGCGCGUAGAGAAAGCGAAAAUCGGCUUGAUCCAGUUCCAGCUCAGCCCGCCUAAAACCGAUAUGGAAAACCAAGUUAUCAUCUCGGAUUACACCCAGAUGGAUCGUGCACUCAAGGAAGAACGUCAGUACAUCCUCGAUCUUUGCAAGCAGAUCAAGAAAGCCGGGUGCAAUGUGCUCCUUAUUCAGAAGAGCAUUCUCAGAGAUGCAGUAAACGAGCUCUCGUUACAUUUCCUUGCCAAGAUGAAAAUCAUGGUAGUAAAAGAUAUCGAACGUGAAGAUAUUGAGUUCUACUCGAAGGUUCUCGGGUGCCGUCCUGUAGCAUCGGUGGAUCACUUCGUCCCCGAAGCUCUUGGAUCGGCAGAUCUAGUGGAAGAGGUCCCCUGCGGAGGUGAUGGCAAGAUUAUCAAGGUCACCGGAGUUGCCAAUCCUGGGCAAGCUUGCUCUAUCCUACUUCGUGGUUCUAAUAAACUAGUAUUGGAAGAAGCCGAACGUUCUCUGCAUGAUGCUUUGUGCGUAAUCCGAUGCCUUGUCAAAAGAAAGGCGCUUCUUCCAGGUGGUGGAGCACCUGAAAUGGAAGUUGCGGUACAGUUACGUCAGCUUGCGCAGAAGCAAGUGGGUGCCAGACAGUACUGCUUCCGUGCGUUUGCUGAUGCUCUUGAAUUGGUCCCUUACACUCUUGCUGAAAAUGCUGGGCUUUCACCUAUCCACACAGUGACUGAAUUGCGUGCUCAACAUGCUAAUGGUAAUUCUGAUUAUGGAGUCAACGUUAGGAAGGGAUAUGUCACUGAUAUCCGCGAAGAGAAUGUAGUCCAGCCCUUGUUGGUCACACUGUCUGCCAUCAAACAAGCUUCAGAGUGUGUUAGAUCUAUUUUGAAGAUUGACGAUCUCGUCAUGGCUGUUCGUUAAAUAGGAAUUGACGUCUCUACUCACCAAAUACGAUCUAAAUGCGGUCUCCUUGCACCCAAUUCUACUUCCCGCCAUCUCCUGGCCACCACCGCUUUAGCAGCAGUUGCUGUCUACUAUUUUCGGUGUGCACAUUUAUGCAAUUGUUACGAUCAUCCGUUUUGUUCUGUUGAUUUGUUGCCGUGUAAUGUUUGGAAUAAAAUCGCUUGUUUGAAGUGUAGACAUAGGAAAAACUUAUAUAACAACAUUUAUCGACGAGUGUGAUGGGUACACUUGGC